This is a messenger RNA of Aspergillus fischeri NRRL 181, 804 nucleotides long. RefSeq names its product MBL fold metallo-hydrolase. The record is from RefSeq and is a predicted model, not a curated record. The transcript has a single exon. Lineage: Eukaryota; Fungi; Ascomycota; Eurotiomycetes; Eurotiales; Aspergillaceae. Bases 1 to 804 code for a protein of 267 amino acids.
AUGUCUCCAACCUUGAACAUCACUCACAUUGGCACCGCCACCGCCAUCCUCGAGAUCAAUGGCGUAAACAUGCUCACCGAUCCCUUUUUCUCUCCCGCCGGCACCAAAUUCCCAGUCAACGAAGUGAUUCACCUUCUCGUCGACGACGACCCUGCCCUCCGUCUAGACCAACUCCCCGUCAUCGACGCCGUCCUGCUCAGUCAUGAAGACCACGUCGAUAACCUUGACGACCUAGGCCGGCGCCUCCUAGACGGCCGCCGCGUCUUCACAACCGUCGACGGCGCAAAGAACCUCUCUCCCCGUCCGGCAGUCCACGGCCUGAAACCCUGGGAGAGGAUCAAUGUCACCAUAGCCGGCAAGAAGUUCGAGAUUAUCGGCACGCCGACGCAACAUCUCCCAGGCGGGGAAUGCACCGGCUUCAUCAUCACAGGCGAAGACUUCGGAACCGGUCGCGAUAACCUCCCCAAGGCGAUCUACUUCUCCGGCGACACGGUCUACAUCGAAGAGCUCAAAAAGAUGGCGGAUGAAUACCAUAUCUGCGCGGCGGUGUUCAACCUGGGGAAUGCGCAUGUGCCUUCGGACCUGGAGGAUCCCAAUAGUCCGCUUAUAAACAUUACCAUGGAUGGGAAGCAGGCGGCGCGGCUGUUCCGGGAUAUCAAGGCUGAUGUCCUGGUUCCGAUGCACUAUGAGUCGUGGCAUCAUUUUACGCAGUUUGGAAAGGAGUUACGGGAGGCGUUUGAGGAGGAGGGGAUUAGUGAUAAGGUCUGCUGGCUUAAGUCUGGUGAGGCUGUCUCAGUUCUGUAG